Messenger RNA from Paramecium primaurelia, 529 nucleotides. Lineage: Eukaryota; Ciliophora; Oligohymenophorea; Peniculida; Parameciidae. The record is from the annotation of a GenBank genome assembly.
AUGGCAUAAAAUAAAAAAGACUAAAUUAAAGUAGAUGGAAUUCAUGGUAGAUAUGGAAGAUUUAGGGAUAAGAGAAAUCAAAAUGAUAAAGACAGAGUAAAAUUGAAUUUUAAUUUAAAGCAUUAAGUACCAUUUUUAGUUAGAACACAUUGGAAAUAUGGAUAAAUUACAUUAGAAGAAUUUAAUAAAAAUUAAACAUAAGAAAUAUUACUAUAUUUAUUGUAAUAAUUAAUACUAAAAAAAAAUUAUUAGUUUGAGUUCAAAAUUAAGAGAUAUUGUGGAUUAAUUAAAAUAUCAAUUAGAUGGAGUUUACAGAAGAGAUAUUUUAUUUAAAGUAAGUAAUAUCUAUUUGGAUUAACAUGGAGUGUAAAAGAAAAAGGAUUUAGGAAUAGUACAUUCUGUAAAAUCAGGAAAAGAUGAUGAUUCAGAUCUAAAAGAACAUGGUUUCAAAAUAGGAGAUAUUUUAAUGGUAGAAAUUGAAACAAAGAAUUAAAAUAAAUAACCAAUUUCUUAAAUUGUAAAAGAGUGA